UAGGAUCAUACAGUACAGAGACUGUGUUCUGGUGCUCUGAUCUGAGAAGACUCCUGGCACUUCUUUGCAAAAAAGAUGAGAACGAAGAGGAUGAAGUUGGCUCUCAUUAUGCUGUGCAUGAUGUCAGCGUGUGGAGCUCAGAAAUCGAAACAGGAGACAUCACGCUGGGAACCUAAAGCAGUACAGACUAGUGCCAAGACUUGCUCAAACCUGACUCAGGUGCUGGACAACUGGAAAUUUGCUAUUCUGACCCAAGUGAAAGACUUGCUGAUCAAUGACCACGCUUCAGUCCUUCCUGAAUAUAACAGGAUCCAACCUCUUUCAGAUGCUCUGGGAGACCUCUACCGGCAGUUUAACACUUUAAAGGAUGAGCUGGGAAAGUUUACCACAAAGCUCGACAGAAUGGAGGCUUUCGUGGAUGAGCUCAGGGACGGCAGAUACGCCCUGCCUCAGCGGCCUGUACAUAGGCUCCAACCGAGCUUUGGUCUUAGGUCUCCUCUGCGUGCACAGAUGAGGGGUCCUGAAAGGAGGAUAAUCACUAGCCCAACACUGAGAAGGGCAAGGAGGAGAGGACCACAGCAAUCUUAAACAUGUUGGGUUUUUUGUUUGGUAUAAAUGCAGAUUUGUUGAAAAUAAAUGUAUAU
Messenger RNA from Neolamprologus brichardi, 644 nucleotides. RefSeq lists its product as uncharacterized. Lineage: Eukaryota; Metazoa; Chordata; Actinopteri; Cichliformes; Cichlidae. The record is from RefSeq and is a predicted model, not a curated record.